UAUGGUAACACCUGGUGCCGUUAUUAACCUAUUGUCAUCGUCCUAUAUUUUCUCCAUUCUCUGACCCUCUGUUACUUCACUACUCUUCUUUCAUUCAUUUAAUAACCAUCCUUUUUCAUACUUCUCUUCCUCCUCCUCAAACCCUAAAACCCCGCAUGGAUCCCAAUCCCAAAAACUUCCCUGUUCUCUCCUACGUCAUGGCCCGUCUUCCCACCUUCGGACCUAGAACCACCUCGGCCACCGCCGCCGAAUACGACAUCGAACAACCCGAUCCAUCCUCUUCGGGUCAAUCAGAGAUAAUUGUUGAUCGAAUGCCUCAUUUGUCUGACCCCAAGCUCAUCUCCUCCAUGAGGCACGCCAUUCAUGACGUCUACCAGACCCGAUCCGUUCUCCAGGCUCUCGGGCCGCGCCCUGACCACGAGACAGUCGACAACGCAAAAGCUAGACUCUCUGAAAUAGAAAGCAGUCUGUCGAAAUCUCUGGAGGAAAUCGUGCUUAUGCCUCGCCCUGCUGAGGUGGACCGUUUCGAGUGGCGGGCGCACUUGGCGGAGAAAGAGAAGGAAUGUAGAGAAAAGGCAGAGAAGGAGAAAAGCGUGUACAAAUCGAUUUUACAAGUGGAUGAGAUGCACGAGGCCUAUGAGAAGAUGUUGAAGGAGGCGGAGGCGCUGUUGGUUAAGAUUUAUGAGAAAGCGGAAAAUGCGGAUGGCAGUGAGGUCUUACCUGUAAGUGAAGAAGUCAAUGAGGAAGUUGUGGGAGUGCUUCAAGAAGCUUCUGGAAAGCCCUUGGAAAGAGUCGAUUUGUCUUCCAGACGCCUCAGGUUCUUGCCCGAAGCUUUUGGAAGGAUAUCAGGAUUGAAAGUCUUAAAUUUGUCUAAUAAUCAGCUUGAGGUUAUCCCUGACUCAAUAGCUGGAUUAACGAAUUUGGAAGAACUUUAUUUGGGUUCAAAUCUUUUAGAGUCCCUACCUGACUCCAUUGGGUUGUUGUAUAAUUUGAAAAUCCUUGAUGUUUCUGGAAACAAACUGUGUGCUUUACCAGAUUCCAUCUGUCAAUGCAGGUCAUUGGUGGAGCUCGAUGCUGGCUUCAACCGCCUAUCAUACUUGCCAACUAAUAUUGGAUUUGAAUUAGUGAAUCUACAGAAGCUUUCAAUUCCUUUGAAUAAGAUUCGUUCGCUUCCAACGUCAAUUGGCGAGAUGAGGUCUCUGCGGUAUCUGGAUGCUCACUUCAAUGAGCUCCAUGGCCUCCCACUAUCAAUUGGGAAAUUGACAAAUCUUGAGAUCUUAAAUCUGAGCAAAAAUUUCAAUGACCUGACUGAACUUCCGGAAACCUUUGGUGAUUUGAUAAACCUGAAGGAACUUGAUCUUAGUAACAACCAGAUUCAUGCUCUUCCUGAUACAUUUGGCCGACUUGACAAUUUGACAAAACUCGACCUGGAUGAGAAUCCUCUCGUAAUCCCACCAAUGGAGGUUGUGAAGCAAGGAGUUGAAGCUGUCAAAGAUUUUAUGGCCAAGAGGUGGCUUCAACUACUAGUGGAGGAGGAAAGGAAAAGCAUGAUGCAAGUAAGCGAAGAGGGACAGACAGGAUGGUUGACCCGCAGCACCUCGUGGUUGAAAACUUAUGUUUCUGGUGUUAGUGAAACUGUCUCAGAAUAUUUAGGAACUGGGAGUCCUAGGGACCCUUGCCUUGAUCAACAGUUUUGACUCCAUGCUCCAAGAAUAUCUUGAGUAUCCAAAUUCCUGAUGUUGUGGGACACUUUGGGAUUUGUCGCUGUUAAUAUAGUUGCUCUUUCUUAUUCUAACUUGAUCAAUUAGAGCAGGGCAUAAAGUGAUGAAUCUCCAACAAUUUUGCUGCUUGGGAAUUUUUAAUAGUAGGGGUGUCUGGUAAGUUAUUUAUUACUAUGUUUUUAUUUUAGUGAAAUGCCUUUAACUGUACAUUAAAGAAACUGGAAUUUGAAAUUUUUAUA
Pistacia vera is the source of this 1960-nucleotide messenger RNA. Its product is annotated as plant intracellular Ras-group-related LRR protein 9-like. Bases 156 to 1697 code for a protein of 513 amino acids. The record is from RefSeq and is a predicted model, not a curated record. Gene Ontology annotation, molecular function: protein binding. The transcript has 3 exons. NCBI's taxonomy places the organism in Eukaryota, Viridiplantae, Streptophyta, Magnoliopsida, Sapindales, Anacardiaceae.